UGCGGGGCAGCCGGCUCAGUCGUUCCGGUGUCGGCAUGGUCACUACGGCAGGGGGGCUCGUUAGCUGUAGCCGCUGCCGGGCUCAGGCUACAGCUAAGCGCCCAGGGAGGCGGCUGCUCGGUUUCUUUGCCCUGCGGGCUCGGGGUUGAACUUCCUGGGUCAGAAGCUGCUGCCGCCGCCUCCAUCUAUUGCGAUCCCGGAACCGGACUUAUCAGGUGCUCCCCAGCGGGGUCCGUGCGGGGAGAGCCCUUCCCUAGCGCCCCUCGGGGCCCGGCCGGGGGGACUUGCUCCGGGGGCUGGGAGCAGCCCCGGGCUCUGCCGACACCAGCCCCUGAGCCGGAGCCUGCAGGUUGUCCCAUGCCCUCCAGAAACAGGGAAGGGAAAUGACUGCAGCGGAGCUGGUGACCUUUGAGGAGGUGGCUGUGUAUUUCUCUGAGGAGGAAUGGGCUCUGCUGGACCCGGGUCAGAGAGCCCUCUACAGGGACGUCAUGCAGGAGAAUUACGAGACUGUGACCUUGCUGGCAGGAUUUCUGAUUUUCAAACCUGAUGACAUCUCCUGGCUAGAGCAAGGAGAGGAGCUGUGGCUCCCUGAUCUCCAUGGAUACAAGGAAAGAGAGAUCCCAAGAAACACCCACACAGGUGAUGGGACGGUGAGUGAUACUGAGGAGGAGAAUCCUGAGCAGGAAGGUCCUGAGCAAGUGGAACCACAGGGGACAGUAUCGGAAAGAGCCAAAGGGGAUAGUUCCCAGAGUCAUGAGGAGGGAGAAGCCCAUGAGGGUCAGAGCAGGCCAGAGACAGAGCAAGAAAACCACUCAGAGGAGAGACAGGGUAAAUCUAGAGGAAUCAGGAAAAUCAAAGAAACUGUUCAACAGAGAAUCCCCAGUGGAGAGAGAUCCUACAUGUGUGGUGACUGUAAGAAAAGCUUCCAACACAGAUCAGCCCUUAUUAGACAUCAGAGAAUCCACACAGGGGAGAGACCCUACAAGUGUUUCGACUGUGGGAAAAGCUUCAGACAAACCUCAGCCCUUAGUAAACAUCAUACAGUCCACACGGGAGAGAGACCCUAUGAGUGUCUAGAGUGUGGGAAAAACUUUCGUCAGAGGUUCCACCUUGUUAAACAUCAGAGAAUCCACACGGGAGAGCGACCCUAUGAAUGCCUCAUGUGUGAGAAAAGCUUCAGUGAGAAUUCACAGCUUCUAUCACAUCAGAGAACCCACACAGGAGAGAGACCCUAUAACUGCCCCGAUUGCGGGAAAAGCUUCCGUCAUAGAUCAGUCCUUGUUGAACAUCAGAGAAUCCACACGGGAGAGAAACCCUACAAAUGCAAUGAGUGUGAGAAAAGCUUCAGUCGGUUCUCUCACCUUCUUUCACAUCAGAGAACCCACACAGGAGAGAAACCCUAUAACUGCCCCGACUGUGGAAAAAGCUUCAGUGAAAGCUCAACCCUUAUUCAACAUCAGAGAAUCCACACGGGAGAGAAACCCUACAAAUGCAAAGAGUGUGGGAAAAGCUUCAGUCACAUCUCACACUUCCUAACACAUCAGAGAAUUCACACAGGAGAGAAACCCUACAACUGCCUUUACUGUGGGAAAAGCUUCAGUCACAACUCGACUCUUACUCAACACCAGAGUAUCCACACGGGAGAGAAACCCUACAAGUGCAAUGAGUGUGGGAAAAGCUUCAGUCGGAUUUCACGCCUCCUAUCACAUCAGAGAAUCCACACAGGAGAGAAACCCUAUAACUGCUCUGACUGCGGUAAAAGUUUCCGUCAGAGGUCAGUCCUUGUUACUCACCAGAGAGUCCACACAGGGGAGAAAUCCUUUCAAUGUCCAGAAUGUGGGAAGAGCUUCACUGUGAGCUCAGCCCUUACUAAACAUAGGAGAAUCCACAGUGGAGAAAGUCCCUAUGAGUGUACUGACUGUGGGAAAAGCUUCAGUCAGAAUUCACAGCUUCUAUCACAUCAAAGAACUCACACAGGAGAGUGACCCUAUAACUGCCCCAAUUGCGGAAAAAGUUUCCAUCAUAGCUUAGGCCUUAUUGAACAUCAGAGAAUCCACAUGGGAGAAAAACCCUACAAAUGUGCUGAGUGUGGGAAAAGCUUCGGUCGGAUCUCUGGCCUCCUAUCGCAUCAGAGAAUCCACCCUGGAGAGAAACGCUAUAACUGCCCUGACUGCAGGAAAAACUUCUGUCAGAAGUCAGUCCUUGUUGCUCACCAGAGACUCCACACAGGGGAGAAACCCUUUUAAUGCCCAGAAUAUGGAAAAAGCUUCACUGUGAGCUCACAAACAUAAGAGAAUUCACAGUGGAGAAAGACCAUACAAGUGUAUUGACUGGGAACGGCUUCAGUCAUAUCUCACACUUUCAAUCAUAUCAGAGAACCUCCAUUGGAGAGCCACCUUAUAAAUGCCCUGACUAUGGGAAAGGCUUUCGGCACAGCUCAGACCUCAUAACACAUAAGAGAAUCCAGAGAUCACAAAACCAAGAAUUGUCCUGGCUGGGGAAGGGCCAAGUGAAUAGCACCUUUGCCAAUUCCCACAAAUCUCAGAGGGUCAGGCCAGGCCUGGCAGGAGUGGCCAUGUAAUGAGGACAUGGUGUAGUUAUAAAGCA
This is a messenger RNA of Dermochelys coriacea (leatherback sea turtle), 2607 nucleotides long. RefSeq names its product zinc finger protein 883-like. Lineage: Eukaryota; Metazoa; Chordata; Testudines; Dermochelyidae. The record is from RefSeq and is a predicted model, not a curated record. The coding region runs from base 384 to 1985 and encodes 533 amino acids. Gene Ontology annotation, biological process: regulation of DNA-templated transcription. The transcript is spliced from 4 exons.